Trichoplax adhaerens is the source of this 1956-nucleotide messenger RNA. RefSeq lists its product as uncharacterized. Lineage: Eukaryota; Metazoa; Placozoa; Uniplacotomia; Trichoplacea; Trichoplacidae. The transcript is spliced from 18 exons. Gene Ontology annotation, molecular function: flavin adenine dinucleotide binding. Gene Ontology annotation, biological process: tRNA methylation; tRNA wobble uridine modification. The record is from RefSeq and is a predicted model, not a curated record. The coding region runs from base 1 to 1956 and encodes 651 amino acids. Gene Ontology annotation, cellular component: cytosol.
AUGCUGCGCUUCACUCGAAAUUUCUGUUAUCGCCUGGGUUGCGAUUCAUUUUACGAUGUUAUUGUAGUUGGAGGUGGUCAUGCUGGAACAGAAUCUGCAGCUGCUGCUGCUCGUAAUGGCUCUAGGGUGUGUCUAAUAUCUCACGAUUUGACUAAAAUUGGUGAGAUGUCUUGCAAUCCUUCUUUUGGAGGCAUUGGAAAAGGUCACUUAAUUCGGGAAAUUGAUGCUUUGGAUGGAUUAUGUGGCAGAAUUUGUGAUCUUUCCGGAAUUCACUAUAAGGUUCUGAAUAAAAGAAAAGGACCAGCAGUUUGGGGAUUGAGGGCUCAAAUGGAUCGCAAUCUUUAUCGAUCGAAUAUGCAGGUGGAAAUCAAAAGUACACCGAACUUAUCGUUACUACAAGGAGCGGUCGUAGAUUUAAUUUUAUCGUCUGAUGGAGAUAAGCAAUUAGGACGCAACUAUGUAUUGCAUAACGGAAGUAUUAUAAAGGCUCGAAGUGUAGUGUUAACAACUGGUACCUUUCUCAGAGGAAAAAUCUAUAUAGGUAAGACUUUAUCUAUAUUUCUUAAUAGGGAUGUUACAAAUUUUAUAGAUCAUGAAUACGAAAUAAUGGAUCCCUUAGGCAAUAGAGUUAUUCAUGGAACUCCACCUAGGCUAGACGGAAGAACUAUUGAUUAUAAGAAAUUGGUAAUUCAGCAUGGCGAUGAAAAACCUACCCCUUUCUCUUUUUUGAAUCGAGCAGUUAAAAUCGAGCCAGCAGAGCAAUUGCCAUGUUUUUUGACUUUAACAAAUUCUAAUACACAUUCAAUAAUUACAAGACAUUUACACUUAACCCCACAUAUUAAAGAAGAAGUUUGUGGACCCAGGCAAUACCUACUUUUCAUGCAAUACUGUCCAUCAAUUGAAUCCAAAGUGAUACGGUUCAGAGGAAGAAAUCAUCAGAUUUUUUUAGAGCCUGAAGGAUUUGACUCUUCAAUUGUUUAUCCAAAUGGUAUUUCUUGUACUUUGCCCGAAAAUAUACAAAAAGCUAUGAUUCGAUCCGUUCAUGGAUUGGAAGAUGUGGAAAUAGUUCAAACUGGUUACGGAGUGGAGUAUGACUAUAUUGAUCCACGCCAACUGAAACCGUCGUUAGAAACAAGAAAGGUUUCCGGGUUAUUUUUUGCUGGGCAAAUAAAUGGAACUACGGGUUAUGAAGAAGCUGCUGCUCAAGGUAUAAUUGCCGGCAUAAAUAGUUCUUUGAUGGUGAAAGGAAUGUCUCCAUUAAUUCUAGAUCGUGCCGAUGGAUAUAUUGGUGUUCUGAUAGAUGAUUUGACUACUCGUGGAACUACAGAACCAUACAGAAUGUUUACAAGUCGUGCAGAGUUUCGUUUGAGAUUAAGACCAGAUAAUGCUGAUCUACGACUUACUGAAAAAGGUUAUAAGGUAGGAAUUGUCCGUGAGCAACGUUUCGAAAAAAUGGUAAAGAUUAAAACCAAAUUUGAUAAGGCAAUUAACACUUUGAGGGAGUUAAAAUUUUCCGAAAGUAGCUGGAAAGCUAGAUGUAAUCUUUCCGGAAUGCGACAUUCUGUUACUAAGGUCAAUUUUUUCUUUAGUGGAUUAGAAAUGCUUAUAAAUUCCCGCGUCAGUCUUUCUGAUAUUAGUAGGGGUUUCCCUGCAGAAUUUAGGGAUAUCGUCGAGGACGAUUACCUAUGUAAUCGAAUCGAGAUCGAAGGUAGUUAUGCAAAUGCAAUUGAAAGGCAAAAUAAAGACGUUUCUGAGCUACGUCGUCUUGAAUACCUAGCGUUGCCUGAUGAUCUGGAUUACACUAGAUUGGGUUUCCUUGACGAAGAAGAAAAAGAGAAGUUAUCAACUGUUGCGCCGCGGACUUUGGGCUCUGCCAGUCGGAUUGAUGGAAUUUCCGCUUCAUCGCUUGUCCAACUCUUAAAGUUUGUCAAAAAAUAUAAACAGAUUCAUACGUAG